UUUUGAGAGGGACAUAACUAGUGUGAUGGCUUAGAGCUGAGGCUCCAGGCCACAUAGAUCAAAAACUCUACGUUUUAGCUGUGUUCAGUUGUUCAGGAAAAUCUUCUUCUUGAGGUCCAGUAAAAUCAUCAACAGGAGACAGAGUUCUGAGCGGCAAAGUCUUUAAUUUCGACAAAAAAAGGAGAAUGCACGAUAUGCACGGUUGUCUUUGUGACUGAAGACGUCUGACGCUAACACUCCAGUGCACAUCCUAGUUGCUGUAGGAGCGACACAUAGACAGUCAGUGGCUGUCCUGCAUUUUAAGAAGGGAACGGCUAAAGAGAUAAUGAGGUUUAACUCAUGGAUUAUGCGCUGAUCAUCUUCAUCCUCACAGGAGCACUGUUCAGUGUUGGCUCUGCCCAAACCCGUCAGUACUACUUUGUAAAUACAGCACUGAACUGGACUGAAGCUCAGGGCUUCUGCAGGCAGGUCUACACUGACCUGGCCACCCUAGAAAACACAGAUGAUGUCAGUGCUGCUGUCAGCACAUCAAACUACACAGGCAAGGCUUGGAUAGGUCUUUAUGAUGAUUUGAUCAACAGCUGGAGAUGGUCCCUGACUGACAACAGCUACUAUGGUGAAGGAGAGACAGAGUUUAGAAACUGGUAUACUCAACAGCCUAACAAUCUUGGAGAUGAGCAGUACUGUGUAGAGUUAUUUAGUGGGAGUCCAUACUUUGGCACAUGGGGUGACUCUUCAUGCAGCCUCCUGCGACCCUUUGUGUGCUACAACGGGACAGUAAAUGGCACAGCAACCUUUGUCAGCUACCUCAGCAUGUCGAAGAAUUGGACUGAAGCUCAGAGAUAUUGCAGGGAGAAUCAUAUUGAUCUAGCCAGUAUUCGAAAUCAGACAGAGAAUGAGAUCAUCACAAACCUUGCAAACGGGUUCUUUGUGUGGAUCGGUCUGUACCGGGAAAAACUGUGGUCUGAUGGAAGCAUGUCUCUUUUUCGACACUGGGCUGAUGGGCAACCAGACAUUGGCGCAGAGCAGUGUGUCACAGCAGCGUUCAAUGACUCAGGGCGUUGGUCAGAUGAUGACUGCUCCCUCAGUUUUCCAUUCAUUUGUCACCAAACAAUUGUACCCAAUGCAGAAAACUUCAGACCAACCGGACAAGAUGAGACCUUUAUCAUUCUGCAGUGGGACAAAGUGAACAACAAUGUCAACUUUAUUCUCCAGUAUAAUGAAGCAGAGGUGGCCAUCGCUGCACCAGAUGGAGAUGGACCAGUAACUCACACAGUGUCAUCUCUCAUUUCUGGAACUCGGUACACCUUCACUCUCUUCUCUGUAUUUGGGGACAUCAGAAGCAGUGGAGUAAACAUUAUUGCUGUCACUGCUCCUCCAAAUGCAGAAAACUUCAGACCAACAGGACAAGAUGAGAGCAGUAUCACUCUGCAGUGGGACAAAGUGAACAGCAAUGUCAGCUUUAUUCUCCAGUAUAAUGGUGCAGAGAUAAACAUCAGUGCACCAGAUGGAGAUGGACCAGUAACUCACACAGUGUCAUCUCUCGCUGCUGGGACUCAGUACACCUUCACUCUCUUCUCUGUGUUUGAGAGUGUCAGAAGCAGUGGAGUAAAUGCUGUUGCUGUCACUGCUCCUCCAAAUGCAGAAAACUUUGGACCAUCAGGACAAGAUGAGAGCAGUAUCACUCUGCAGUGGGACAAAGUGAACAGCAAUGUCAGCUUUAUUCUCCAGUAUAAUGGUGCAGAGAUAAACAUCAGUGCACCAGAUGGAGAUGGACCAGUAACUCACACAGUGUCAUCUCUCGCUGCUGGGACUCAGUACACCUUCACUCUCUUCUCUGUGUUUGAGAGCGUCAGAAGCAGUGGAGUAAAUGCUGUUGCUGUCACUGCUCCUCCAAAUGCAGAAAACUUCAGACCAACAGGACAAGAUGAGAGCAGUAUCACUCUGCAGUGGGACAAAGUGAACAGCAAUGUCAGCUUUAUUCUCCAGUAUAAUGGUGCAGAGAUAAACAUCAGUGCACCAGAUGGAGAUGGACCAGUAACUCACACAGUGUCAUCUCUCGCUGCUGGGACUCAGUACACCUUCACUCUCUUCUCUGUGUUUGAGAGCGUCAGAAGCAGUGGAGUAAAUGCUGUUGCUGUCACUGCUCCUCCAAAUGCAGAAAACUUUGGACCAUCAGGACAAGAUGAGAGCAGUAUCACUCUGCAGUGGGACAAAGUGAACAGCAAUGUCAGCUUUAUUCUCCAGUAUAAUGGUACAGAGAUAAACAUCAGUGCACCAGAUGGAGAUGGACCAGUAACUCACACAGUGUCAUCUCUCACUGCUGGGACUCAGUACACCUUCACUCUCUUCUCUGUGUUUGAGAGUGUCAGAAGCAGUGGAGUAAAUGCUGUUGCUGUCACUGCUCCUCCAGAUGCAGACAACUUUGGACCAUCAGGACAAGAUGAGACCAGUAUCACUCUGCAGUGGGACAAAGUGAACAGCAAUGUCAGCUUUAUUCUCCAGUAUAAUGGUGCAGAGAUAAACAUCAGUGCACCAGAUGGAGAUGGACCAGUAACUCACACAGUGUCAUCUCUCACUGCUGGGACUCAGUACACCUUCACUCUCUUCUCUGUGUUUGAGAGUGUCAGAAGCAGUGGAGUAAAUGCUGUUGCUGUCACUGCUCCUCCAAAUGCAGAAAACUUUGGACCAUCAGGACAAGAUGAAACCAGUAUCUCUCUGCAGUGGGACAAAGUGAACAGCAAUGUCAGCUUUAUUCUCCAGUAUAAUGGUGCAGAGAUAAACAUCAGUGCACCAGAUGGAGAUGGACCAGUAACUCACACAGUGUCAUCUCUCACUGCUGGGACUCAGUACACCUUCACUCUCUUCUCUGUGUUUGAAAGCGUCAGAAGCAGUGGAGUAAAUGCUGUUGCUGUCACUGCUCCUCCAAAUGCAGAAAACUUUGGACCAUCAGGACAAGAUGAGAGCAGUAUCACUCUGCAGUGGGACAAAGUGAACAGCAAUGUCAGUUUUAUCCUCCAGUAUAAUGGUGCAGAGAUAAACAUCAGUGCACCAGAUGGAGAUGGACCAGUAACUCACACAGUGUCAUCUCUCACUGCUGGGACUCAGUACACCUUCACUCUCUUCUCUGUGUUUGAGAGCGUCAGAAGCAGUGGAGUAAAUGCUGUUGCUGUCACUGCUCCUCCAAAUGCAGAAAACUUUGGACCAUCAGGACAAGAUGAGAGCAGUAUCACUCUGCAGUGGGACAAAGUGAACAGCAAUGUCAGCUUUAUUCUCCAGUAUAAUGGUGCAGAGAUAAACAUCAGUGCACCAGAUCUAUAUGGAAUAGAUGAAUUCAGCGGUGAUGGACAAGAUGAGACCAGCAUCACUGCACAGUGGGAUCCAGUGAACAGCAAUGUCAGCUUUAAUCACCAGCAUAAUGGUACAGAUAUCAUCAUCAGUGCACCAAAUGGAGAUGGACCAGUAACUCACACAGUGUCAUCUCUCACUGCUGGGACUCAGUACACCUUCACUCUCUUCUCUGUGUUUGAGAGCAUCAGAAGCAGUGGAGUAAAUGCUGUUGCUGUCACUGCUCCUCCAAAUGCAGAAAACUUUGGACCAUCAGGACAAGAUGAGAGCAGUAUCACUCUGCAGUGGGACAAAGUGAACAGCAAUGUCAGCUUUAUCCUCCAGUAUAAUGGUGCACAGAUAAACAUCAGUGCACCAGAUGGAGAUGGACCAGUAACUCACACAGUGUCAUCUCUCGCUGCUGGGACUCAGUACACCUUCACUCUCUUCUCUGUGUUUGAGAGCGUCAGAAGCAGUGGAGUAAAUGCUGUUGCUGUCACUGCUCCUCCAGAUGCAGAAAACUUUGGACCAUCAGGACAAGAUGAGACCAGUAUCACUCUGCAGUGGGACAAAGUGAACAGCAAUGUCAGCUUUAUUCUCCAGUAUAAUGGUGCAGAGAUAAACAUCAGUGCACCAGAUGGAGAUGGACCAGUAACUCACACAGUGUCAUCUCUCGCUGCUGGGACUCAGUACACCUUCACUCUCUUCUCUGUGUUUGAAAGCGUCAGAAGCAGUGGAGUAAAUGCUGUUGCUGUCACUGCUCCUCCAAAUGCAGAAAACUUUGGACCAUCAGGACAAGAUGAGAGCAGUAUCACUCUGCAGUGGGACAAAGUGAACAGCAAUGUCAGCUUUAUCCUCCAGUAUAAUGGUGCACAGAUAAACAUCAGUGCACCAGAUGGAGAUGGACCAGUAACUCACACAGUGUCAUCUCUCACUGCUGGGACUCAGUACACCUUCACUCUCUUCUCUGUGUUUGAGAGUGUCAGAAGCAGUGGAGUAAAUGCUGUUGCUGUCACUGCUCCUCCAAAUGCAGAAAACUUUGGACCAUCAGGACAAGAUGAGAGCAGUAUCACUCUGCAGUGGGACAAAGUGAACAGCAAUGUCAGCUUUAUCCUCCAGUAUAAUGGUGCACAGAUAAACAUCAGUGCACCAGAUGGAGAUGGACCAGUAACUCACACAGUGUCAUCUCUCACUGCUGGGACUCAGUACACCUUCACUCUCUUCUCUGUGUUUGAGAGCGUCAGAAGCAGUGGAGUAAAUGCUGUUGCUGUCACUGCUCCUCCAAAUGCAGAAAACUUUGGACCAACAGGACAAGAUGAGAGCAGUAUCACUCUGCAGUGGGACAAAGUGAACAGCAAUGUCAGCUUUAUCCUCCAGUAUAAUGGUGCAGAGAUAAACAUCAGUGCACCAGAUGGAGAUGGACCAGUAACUCACACAGUGUCAUCUCUCGCUGCUGGGACUCAGUACACCUUCACUCUCUUCUCUGUGUUUGAGAGUGUCAGAAGCAGUGGAGUAAAUGCUGUUGCUGUCACUGCCCCUCCAAAUGCAGAAAACUUUGGACCAACAGGACAAGAUGAGAGCAGUAUCACUCUGCAGUGGGACAAAGUGAACAGCAAUGUCAGCUUUAUCCUCCAGUAUAAUGGUGCAGAGAUAAACAUCAGUGCACCAGAUGGAGAUGGACCAGUAACUCACACAGUGUCAUCUCUCGCUGCUGGGACUCAGUACACCUUCACUCUCUUCUCUGUGUUUGAGAGCGUCAGAAGCAGUGGAGUAAAUGCUGUUGCUGUCACUGCAACAGGGUCUCAAUAUGUGGUUGGAUUAAACAUCAGAUUAAAGUCAUCUGUUCAGCUGUCAGCCUCAGACCUGGAGGAUUUGUUGACGGAGCUUUUGGUUGAACACGGAUUAUCCCCGCAUUUAUUUUCCUUGAAGCUUCAUUCUGUUAAGACAUGACACCUGUGGAGGAAAGACGGAAUGGACAUAGUCAUGGUCUGAAUUGCUUUUCCUUGAAAUGAAUGGGGACAAAAUGAUGAUGGGAAAUCAGAUUUGUCAGAUUACAGUGAAAGUGAUUUUUUUUAGUAAACUGUUCUUAAAUGUAGACAUGGCACAUCCCAAAUCAUCAUAUUAUACUAUUUUAGCACAUGUAUGAAAAAACAUAGCAUUACCAUUUGUGCUGUUGGUAAAUUGCACAAUACAUAUUCCAUUAAAACUGUUAAUUCAGAAUUCACUGCUAUUUAAAGGUGGAAUAUACAACAUUUGUUUCAUGUCCAUUUUUUGCUGUCAAAAUCAGAAAGAUUAUAACUGCUGUCAUUUUGUGGCCUGCUUUUACACAGAAGAUUACAUGUCUCUGAUCAAACUGUAAAAUGAGCCAGUGCUGAUUGGUCGUCCCCAGCGUACUGAGGGGCGACUCAUUAACAUGCAGAUUCCAGCAGAUUACAACACGCACACAGAAAGAGUAUGACAUCACGGUUAAAUAGUGGUUUGCUGCUAUGUUAUUGUGUUCAAAACCCUCAAACUUUUACAAAGAGAAAGCAAAAUUUCUCUUUAACCGUCGUUCAUGUUUUUUAAACUUGUCCAGAUGUGAAUUGUGCUUCGCUUUCCUUUGUGAAUUGCAUUAUGGGAAAACAGUGUCCAAACUCUAUUGUAUUUCUAGUCCUCAGUGUUUGGCUGAGCAUACUUUUAGUCUUUUUUUUGUGAACCAAACCUGCUUAAAGUGUAUAGUAUGGAUUUUGGACACACCAUGAGAGUGCCAGUAAAGUAUGGAAAACCUAAAUGCACAUGCUGUUCACUUUAAUUUAUUUUUUUACAGUAUUAAGAAAAUGUUUAGUAUCUUUCUGUUCGGUUGAAAUAAAGAGCCUGGGAAUGGUGAA
This is a messenger RNA of Scatophagus argus, 6194 nucleotides long. RefSeq names its product tenascin-N-like. The record is from RefSeq and is a predicted model, not a curated record. Gene Ontology annotation, molecular function: protein binding. NCBI's taxonomy places the organism in Eukaryota, Metazoa, Chordata, Actinopteri, Scatophagidae. The coding region runs from base 340 to 5277 and encodes 1645 amino acids. The transcript has 25 exons.